AAGACCUUGAACCAGGGAACAAGUUUGCGUAAAUCAUCAAAGGCCACUGUGCCUUUUAUACCGUAUUGUGUAAAUACACAUCGAUAUUCACAUGAGUGUUGUCUUUGUGUGGCUGUUGUAGAUGUCCCGUUGUUGUCACAGCCGUGUUUACAUUACCUACGAGUGGCUGAAGAUAAGUGCGCUGUGAGACACAAUAAUUGCUGUGUCGUUACGUCCUCGUUGGGUUUUAUGCAACCAUACGAACCAUGUGCCGAUGGACUGCGAUAUCAUGCUGGUGGACUAUUAUUUUGGUUCUCGUGGCGCCGAGUCAACACUGGUCCGUGUUCAAUAUGUGGCCUGGCUUUGGGCAAUCGCCAGUCAAGGGGAAUAAACAACAACUUUUUCGGAAUCGAGAGAUAGAACCCAGAGUUCUAAAUUUUUUUCCCGUACCCGUCGAGGAAGAGUGUAUGUCUGAAGAUCAACGUAGACGUGGAAUAUGCAUGAAUACAUACGAGUGUCGAAUUCAACAAGGAAAAUCACAUGGACCAUGUGCUCUAGGUUUUGGUGUUUGCUGUAUCUUCACGACGAGUUGCGGCGGUGAGGUGAUCAACAAUUUGACCUACGUGAUCAGUCCUGGUUUUCCAAACCUUAUCGAUCAGCCUAUGAAUUGUUCAGUGGUUAUAAAAAAAAUUGAGUCGCAAGUCAGCCAGUUGAGAAUCGACUUCAUACACUUUAAUAUUGGUCAACCGAAUUUACGGACUGGAGUCUGCGACGAGGACGUUAUGGAGAUCAGCAGCGAUGUGCGGACAUUCCAGCUGUGCGGUUGGAAUAGCGGUCAGCAUAUGUACGUCGACGUAACCGAUGGUCCGGUGACCCUAAAUCUCCGAUUGCCCCGCAAUAUUCAAUCACGCAUGUGGGAAAUGUCCAUAACCCAGUUGCCAUUUGAGCAACGGGCGCCAGCUGGUUGCCUUCAGUACUUCGACGGGGCCAAAGGGACCCUGAGAACCCUCAACUAUCUGCCGAACGGACGAUACCUGGCCAACCAGGACUACCUAAUUUGCAUCCGUCAGGAAAAAGGAUCCUGCAGCAUCGCGUACUCCCCCUGUACCAACGACUCAUUUCGCAUCGGUCCGUCUCGGUUUCGUCGGCAAACUAACGGCAGUUCCACCAAUCAGCCCUCGCUGGAUGACGAAGGAUCUGGAACGGGACCCGUUGAUGACCCUAUUGUUGACGGACUUCCAUUACGUCGCUGCGUCGAUCGGAUUCUCAUUCCUUGUGAUUUCGAGGAAUUCAUAACGCCCGGAAACGACGGAACGGGUAUCUGCGAUAUGGAGCACUGCGGAACGUCGCUAUGUAUGAUGAGUGAAUUUGAUGCUGAUGGUAAUUGCCGAGUUGAAACAUCAGCCACUCCAUUUAACAUCAGGGUGGCGUUUGGUAUGGGUGAUCAAAACAACACGUAUCCUGUUGAUAUGACGGGCAUGUGUCUCAACUAUGAACAACUUGAAUGUGCUGCCUAAAAUCCUAGUCUUUAUUUUUUAUAUAUUUUUUCUUUUUUCAUUAUACAACAUAUAUAUAUAUUUCUACCCUCGUAUUUCAUCCCUUAUAUAUUUACACUACGACAUUGAUAAAGUGUGAAUUGACAUUAAGUGCUCAAUACUCCAGUUAUAUUUGUAU
Molecule: messenger RNA, 1653 nt
Organism: Microplitis demolitor
Lineage: Eukaryota; Metazoa; Arthropoda; Insecta; Hymenoptera; Braconidae
Exons: 6
Coding region: 246-1496 (416 amino acids)
Source: RefSeq, a predicted model, not a curated record